AACGUCUGUUCCAUAAAUGUUUAGAUGCAUCGAUUGCGACACACAGAUGGCAGCACGCACCCAUAACGUCAUUAGAAAAUAAUCCCGAAGCUUCCGGAACUUUCUGUGAAGUUAUAAAUACCUCUGAAAUCAAGGUCACGUCAUCGAUUGUUUGUAAACAGUGUUGCAAGUGAAACGUGCGACAGUUGUCAAACGCUGUAUUUGUUCACACGUCUUAUAUUUUCUGCGUUGUCGAUUAUAAGCUGUGAAUACGAUGCCUGGUGGUGUAGUUCCGGCGAUUGGAAUUGACUUGGGAACGACCUAUUCAUGUGUUGGUGUUUUUCAACACGGACACGUGGAAAUUAUCGCUAAUGAUCAAGGGAAUAGAACAACGCCUAGUUAUGUGGCUUUCACAGACACUGAGAGACUUAUAGGAGAUCCAGCAAAAGCACAAGUUGCCUUGAAUCCUGAAAAUACUGUUUUCGAUGCCAAGAGGUUGAUUGGCCGGAAAUUCAACGAUCCGAAAAUCCAAGCUGAUCUGAAGAAUUGGCCUUUCAAAGUUAUUGAAGAAGGAAGCAAACCGAAGAUAAUCGUGGAGUUUAAAGGAGAACAAAAAGUCUUCAACCCUGAGGAGAUAAGUGCCAUGGUUCUCACCAAGAUGAAAGAAACUGCAGAAAUGUAUCUAGGACAGAAAGUGAAGGAUGCUGUGAUAACUGUUCCAGCUUAUUUCAAUGACUCCCAAAGACAAGCCACUAAAGAUGCAGGAAAAAUAGCUGGUCUGAACGUAAUUAGAAUAAUUAAUGAGCCAACUGCAGCUGCUUUAGCGUAUGGCUUGGACAAAAAUUUGAAAGGUGAGAAAAAUAUUUUAAUUUUUGAUCUUGGUGGUGGAACUUUUGAUGUUUCUGUACUGUGUAUAGAUGAAGGCUCUCUUUUUGAAGUAAAAGCUACAUCAGGUGACACACAUUUAGGAGGUGAAGAUUUCGAUAAUAGAAUGGUAGCUCAUUUUGUUGAGGAAUUCAAGCGAAAGUUUAAGAAAGAUUUAAGAUCUAGUCCAAGAGCUCUCCGAAGACUAAGAACAGCUUGUGAACGUGCCAAGAGAACACUUUCAAGCAGUACCGAAGCCAGCAUCGAAAUAGAUGCUUUGUUUGAAGGAAUUGAUUUCUAUUCUAAAAUAUCUCGAGCUAGAUUUGAAGAACUGUGUAUAGAUCUCUUCCGGAGCACGUUAGAGCCAGUUGAGAAAGCCUUGAAAGAUGCUAAACUUGAUAAGGGUGCUAUUAAUGAAGUGGUCCUUGUUGGUGGUUCUACACGUAUUCCUAAAAUCCAAAAACUGCUGAAAGACUUUUUCAAUGGAAAAGAGCUUUGCAUGUCAAUUAAUCCAGAUGAAGCAGUUGCAUAUGGUGCAGCAGUACAAGCAGCUGUCCUCAGUGGAGAUAAAAGUGAUAACAUCAAAGAUGUCCUUUUAGUUGAUGUGACUCCAUUGUCGUUGGGCAUAGAGACUGCAGGAGGAGUAAUGUCAAAAAUCAUUGAAAGAAACUCGCGUAUUCCAUGCAAAACCUCACAGAUAUUUACUACAUAUUCAGACAAUCAACCAGGUGUGGAUAUACAAGUGUAUGAAGGUGAACGUGCUAUGACGAAAGACAAUCAUCUUCUAGGACGAUUCCAGUUGACAGGCAUUCCUCCAGCACCAAGAGGAGUUCCGCAGAUUGAAGUAACAUUUAACUUAGAUGCCAAUGGAAUUCUUCAGGUGUCAGCUAUGGACAAGAGCUCUGGCAAUGUAAGAAGUAUUACAAUUACUAAUGAUAAAGGCAGGCUUUCUAAAGAUGAAAUCGAAAGGAUGUUGGCAGAAGCUAAGGAAUACGAGAAAGAAGAUAAAGCUCAGAAGGAAAAAGUUGCUGCAAGAAAUACCUUGGAAUCUUAUAUUUACUCAGUAAAGCAAGCUGCAGAAUCAGCUCCAGAAGGAAGAUUAAGUGCAUCGGAUAAAGCAAAAGUCAAAGAAUAUUGUGAAGGUAUAAUACAGUGGUUAGAUUUAAAUACAUUAGCCGAUAAGGAUGAACUUGACCAUAAAUUGCAAGAAGCGCAACGGGAAUUAUCUCCCCUGAUGACCAAAAUACAUCAAGGGGCAGCUGGUAAUACUGGUAAUGUUCCUAAUUCAGGCCCAACAGUCGAAGAAGUCGAUUAGGUAAGAAAUUUAAGACUUUAAAAUACGGGUUAGCUAAAUAUGUUUAUAUUUACUAAGUGAACAUAAAAGAACUAAACAUAUAUUUGGUAUUAAAUUGUUUGUAAUAUAAGUAGCUGUUUUACAAAAAUUUACUGUUCAUUUGUUGAAAUUAUGUAAAAAGAGAUUAUUUAUAUUCAUGUUAAAUUUUUUAAUGAAAGAACUGUGAUAUAUUUGGUUUUGCUUGCUAUUUCAAAUAAUGUUUAAAAAAAUUAUUUAUAUUCAUGUUAAAUUUUUGAAUGAAAGAACUGUGAUAUAUUUGGUUUUGCUUGUUAUUUCAAAUAAAGUUAAAAAAA
Messenger RNA from Stegodyphus dumicola, 2490 nucleotides. Its product is annotated as heat shock protein 70 A1-like. Lineage: Eukaryota; Metazoa; Arthropoda; Arachnida; Araneae; Eresidae. Gene Ontology annotation, molecular function: ATP-dependent protein folding chaperone; ATP binding. The record is from RefSeq and is a predicted model, not a curated record.